AUGAUUGAAAUCAGGGGUAUGCUGCAACAACUCAUUGGGACAAAUGGAAAGAUGCAAGAGAAGUUAGCUGCACAUGAUUCAGCAAUCAAAGGCAUUGAAACUCAAUUGGGACAGCUAUCUAUGGCCUUGAAUAAUCACCCACAACGAACAUUGCCUGCAGAUACAAACAUUAAUCCAAAGGAGCAGAACCCAAAUCAGCUCAUGGCAGUGAGUCUCAGGAAUGGGAGAGAUUUAGACAGGGAGCAAGAAGUUGCUCAAUCUAGGAGAGAGACAACACCGACUACUCCAGCUACCCCAGUUACAUUAGAGACAGAUGAGUCAGCAGAGCUCACCGAGGUUGUAAUUGAGCAAGCACAGGUUGACAAGGGUAAGGAGAAGGAAGGUGAACAACUUCCACAACAGGACCUGUCCACUGUAACUCUAAGGCAGACCUGCAACGUGCUAGUGACAAGGCCUUUGGCUCGAAAUGUGUUUGAUCCAGGUUGUUUCACUAUUCCAUGCACCAUUGGGAGUUAUGCUUUUGCUAAAGCAUUGUGUGACUUGGGGGCCAGUAUAAACUUGAUGCCCUUGGCAAUCUAUACAAAACUGGGCAUUGGCAGAGCUAGACCGACCUCAAUGUUGCUGCAACUGGCUGAUCGCACAGUCAAAAGACCGACAUGA
This is a messenger RNA of Nicotiana attenuata, 660 nucleotides long. RefSeq lists its product as uncharacterized. NCBI's taxonomy places the organism in Eukaryota, Viridiplantae, Streptophyta, Magnoliopsida, Solanales, Solanaceae. Bases 1 to 660 code for a protein of 219 amino acids. The record is from RefSeq and is a predicted model, not a curated record. The transcript has 2 exons.